UUCCUUUCAGAAAAAAAGAAUAUCGAACAAUCGGUUUCUGGACCCCAGAUAAAAGAAGCCCAGGCUACAAGUAACCCUGGAUAAUCAAAUUCACACGCAAAUCAACACUUCAGUCACAAAUCGUAGCCAUGGAAACGCUCGAAGACAUAAAGCGGCGCACGACCGACAUCCUCUCGUCGAUAUCGACCACUUUGACUUCCAGACACCAUGCCGAUGAUCACGGAGCUCACAUGAGGGGCAGUUGGGAGAAGAUCAAACUCCCCGCCCUUCCCAGAUCUUCCCAUUCCGUCGACAUUGUCGCCGGGACGGCCUACGUCUUUGGCGGCGAGGCCGAGAAUGCCCGUCAGCCCACAGACAACGACAUGCACGCCAUUGUCCUUCCGUCCAGUAGUGCUCCGGCGGAUUACUAUGCCAUCAAAGCGAAGUCACCAAAGAACACGGAUGCCUCGGACGAGAAGAACAAGGUCUCCGAAACCAACGAGUCGAACCAGACUCCUGCUCCGCGUGUCGGUCACGCCACAGCCGUCAUCGGCCACCGCAUCUUCCUCUUCGGCGGACGUGGCGGUCCUGACAUGACUCCCCUCGACGAAGCCGGUCGUGUCUGGGUCUUCGACACACGUACUCACUUCUGGUCCUACCUUGACCCCGUCUCCCCCGUCAGCGAAAACCCCCCCUUUGUCCCAGAGCCGCGCAGCUACCAUUCGGCCGUGGCAACCGACAAGCCCCGUAACUUCAACAAGGCAUCGCCCACCAAAAAGAGCAACAGCCGGCCGGAUACUAGUUCUUCCACCAGUCAUAAUGUUGCUGGUGACAUUGGCGAAGGCCUCAUCAAGCGCGCGAACACCAUUCGUGACUGGGCUGCCGGCGACGGCAACGUGGACGAAGUCGGUACCCCGCAGCGCCCCAUUGUUGGAAAGAUCGCCGAGCACGCCGUUGACGCCGAUGUGGACGGCUACGGCACCUUCAUCAUCCACGGCGGUUGUCUAGCCGAUGGGAAGAGAACCUCGGACGUUUGGGCCUUCGACAUCCACUCCCGCGUCUGGCAGCAACUGCCUAACGCCCCUGGUCCGGCUCGCGGGGGUGCCGCGCUGGCGCUGAGCAGAAGCAGACUGUACCGCUUUGGCGGGUUCAACGGCGAGACGCAGGAGGGCGGACAGCUGGAUUAUUUGGAGCUCGUACUCGAAGAGUUUGACGAUCAUUUCAGCAAAGGAGACGCCAGCAUCUCGGUUAAAGAUGGAUGGAAGAGUCUGUUGCAGGGUAAGGAGGACGUGGGAUACAAGGAACCGGAUCCGGAGCCCGUUCCUACAGUUCUCAGCAGUCAAGACCCCGAAGAGGAGCAGUGGCCGGGGGCGAGAAGUGUUGCCGGUUUCGAGGCGAUCACUGUCGGUGGUGGCCGCGAGUAUCUUGUUCUUAUCCUUGGAGAGAGAGAGGGUAGUGGCAAGGGACAUGACGCUGCAGGAAAGUUCUGGGACGAUGUCUGGGUCUACCAAGUUCCCGCACAAGGCAUGAGUCUGGCAAGCGUCGGGGAUAAGGUGAAGUCUGUCGUUGGAAGGAAGAGCCGGGAGGGUAAAUGGACGAAGAUCGAUACUAUCCCACAUGAUGCUGAAGACAUUGACUCGGUUGGCGGUCCUGGCCCAAGAGGCUGGAUUGCUAGUUCAGCCAUGGGGGAGCUUGAGGAGAACGGUAUUUUGAUCUGGGGUGGUUUGAAUUCUGAGAACAACAGACUGGGAGAUGGCUGGAUUUUGCGGUUGCUCUGAUGCGAUUUGUGUUUUGCGCCAUGAGGAUCUACCACAUGAAUUGAUAUCAAUGCCCCGCAGAAUUAUCCGGGGGAACGAGUGUUUAUGGGCUUCAAAGUUACUAUAUGAGGUUGUUAGAAAGCGAGAUGUGAUGACUUUUAAGCGUAGAAAGGAAUUGGCUUACCA
Messenger RNA from Neurospora tetrasperma FGSC 2508, 1922 nucleotides. RefSeq lists its product as uncharacterized. The transcript has 3 exons. The record is from RefSeq and is a predicted model, not a curated record. NCBI's taxonomy places the organism in Eukaryota, Fungi, Ascomycota, Sordariomycetes, Sordariales, Sordariaceae. Bases 129 to 1757 code for a protein of 542 amino acids. Gene Ontology annotation, molecular function: protein binding.